GAAGAAUCUAACCUAUUUAUCUUGGAUAUUGUAAACAAACAAAGUAAUGGCUCUAUACGAUAACAAAUAUUGGCUACUUUCCCACAUUCGAAAUUCGUUUAUAUCGACAGAUGAUACGGGUAUGUGCGAAGUCGUCAUGGUAGGCGAGAGCAGGCGAGUUAAAGAUCGUAUCUUGAACAAAGAACCUUAUGCCGAUCCUGAGUCGAGCGAAGGAGAAGACGACGAGGUCGGUUCUUACAAUAUUCAAAUGGAUAUGGAAUUUGGACUUAGAGAGCGCUCGAUGACGGCCGCCCGAUUAGAAAAAUUAGAGUACUAUUCGAGGAAAGCUGCCAAAAUGAAACACCUAAAAUGGGAAAUGAAAAAAGACGCGGGAGACAAUGGCGCGUCGGAAUUGUUUGUUAAAAAAGCGCAACCAAUUCCGAAACAGGCAGUAAAGUCAAGUCUGACUGCUGUUCUAAAGAAAUUUACCAAUAUGCCCCAGAAUCCUUAUAUGGACUACGCGAAAUUCGACGGACUUGGCCAGAUCAACAUAGCCACCAGGAAGUAUCGAAUUUUUUUAACAAUGCUGCCGGAAGAGCAACGAAAUUAUCCGAUUGAGGUUUGUUGUGUCGCCACGGCGAAAAUAUCUGAACUGAUUGGACUGAUCCUGUUGAAAGUCAGUACAAAAUAUGCAGAGGCGACUUUAAAAUCCGUCUCCAAUUAUGGUUUAUUCAUAACAGAGGAAGAUGGUGAAGUCGACAGAGAUUUUCCCGCCUUGGAUUCCAGAGAAUGUAUCGCCAAGUUUGGAUUUACUUGUUUAGGACUCGUGGAACACAAGGAACCUGUUAGGAACAUCUCCUUUGAUUGCAUGGAAGAUCUCCCCUCUUCGCCAGAAAGCUUAGGUGGGAAAAAACGUACCACCUCAGCUUCGAAAGCGGAAGAAAACAAACAAAUUAAUGACAUGAUGUUAAUGGAUGGUCACAACAGGGCGAUGGAAGCACCUUUAUAUAAAUCUUACAGGGUGAAUAUCAUAAACAAGGUCAGGCAGAAGAGUGAGGUUCAUUUGGGGAUAAGCAGCGAAAAAUUGGAGAUCGACCCCGUGGCCCAUACCCAUUCAAAAUUUCAACUGGUUAAGCAGAAACCAGUUAGCUACCACAUGGACAUGGUUGCGUGGUGUGAGGUCCUCGAUUGCAAAGGACCCAAAAGCACCUUCAGGAUUUUAUAUUCCAGCGCGUUUGGAGGAAAUGAUCGAGGCACAGUUUCGCCCGGAUCCAGUUUUCCACCCACUUUUCACACGUCGCCCAGUUUCAAACAUUUCGACUUCGAAGCGGAUAAGGAUAUUGCGGAUGAAAUAAUCGAAAAGGUCAAGCUCAUACUGGAGCUGAGGUCAAGCGAGGUCAAAAAGGAGUAUCUGGAUGCCAUACGAAGAAAAAGUUUCGGAAAGAAAAGAGUUUUCCACCUAUAGUGUGAUGUAUUUUACGACGUUCGUGUAGACAGAACAAAUAAAAUCUGGAUUG
This is a messenger RNA of Cylas formicarius (sweet potato weevil), 1496 nucleotides long. RefSeq names its product stress-activated map kinase-interacting protein 1 (gene Sin1). Gene Ontology annotation, molecular function: phosphatidylinositol-4,5-bisphosphate binding. The record is from RefSeq and is a predicted model, not a curated record. Lineage: Eukaryota; Metazoa; Arthropoda; Insecta; Coleoptera; Brentidae. Bases 47 to 1444 code for a protein of 465 amino acids. The transcript is spliced from 7 exons. Gene Ontology annotation, cellular component: TORC2 complex; cytoplasm; plasma membrane. Gene Ontology annotation, biological process: TORC2 signaling.